UGGACCAACAACCUUUCAGAGAUAUCUACAUGGCAACCCUUAAAGCUCAUUUGAAGUCAGCCCGGGACGCAAUCUCGGCCAAAGACUGGGAAAAGGCUCAAGCUUCGGCCGAGGCGGCAUUGGCGAUCGACAAUCAAUCCUACAACGCUUACGUUUUCCUAGGUUUAGCUCAGUUGAAUUUGAAGAAGGUGUCCGAAUCUGAGGCUGCCUACCGAGCAGCAAUCAAGAUCGAUCAAGUCCAACCUCUCGCAUGGCAAGCCUUGAUUUCCUUGUAUGAACAACAACACGAUUUUGAUCGGCUUAUCGCUGAUGCUCAUAGUCUGAUGCACAUUUGGAAUGAAAAGGGUGACGCUGAGAAGCUUGGAGAGUUGAUUUUAAAGAUGAUGUCAUUUCCUCAGAAAUCACGUAAGCAGUCUGUUGCUAUACUCUCUCUGGUCUUGAGUGACUCGCCGUUUCAUUCGUUGUUAUCAACGCUUCCCGAACCGGAUCAUACCAAUCCCGAGGCAUCACCCCUUCUGAAGCUUCAAGAUAUUCUAGUCAACACAUUACCGACCUUGAAUGAAAUAAUCGAAUUGGUUCAAACUGAACAGGACGAGGCUAUCUCUCGUGAAAUCACCAAAAGACGCACUCGAUUAACCUCGGUCCCCAAGACUGCCGCGCAAACUAGAGCGGAUGUGAUCAACGAAGUUUAUCCGACAAGCGUACUUCCUAAAUAUUGGCAGCAAGUAUUGGAUCAUCCACUGGCUGAUGAUAUAACAAGAAGAGACGUUGAAGCAAAGCUGUUGACCUUUUACAUGGAUUGGCUCGAAUCCUUGCCAUCUCCUUUUACCGACGAAACACCCAAUGCCACUAAACGAUCUAGCCAGACAUCCGAAUCUCAAGCAUCUACCAAGUUGAAGAAUCAGGAAGCUAAAGAUUCCAUUCGUCAUAAAAUCGAAGACUUAGCGCGGGGCCAAGCGAUUCUAAGAAUUCCUAAUCGGAAAGCUUGGGAUAUUGUGCUUGAUUGGGGUGAAGUUCUGCCUGAUGACGGAUCAACGGAUUCUUGUGGAUUUCUUAAAAACCUUCCUGAAGCUAUGCCUGACGCGCCGCUAUCGACCCUUGUUCUGGCUUUCCAACAAAUUCACAGCGAGACAGAAGCCGAGGAGGGAGAUGUCGCCUUUGAAGAUCCGCUCGAACAGAUUGAGAUUUCCUUUGAAGGCGCACAAGACCACUCGAUCUUAUCUCAUGUCCUUACUGCAUCAGUUUACUUCGAUUUGAAAGAGUGGUCAACAGUCAUCCGAGUAGCCCAAGGAGGUCUAACCAGAUUGGCCAAGCUGGAAAAAACGAUUGGAAAGCGAUUAUCAACUCUCAAGCGACGGUUGACGAUUCACUUGGCUUGUGCUCUCACCUAUGAAAACCCACCGGUUCAUCAUCCACGAGCCACUCGCUACUUGGAUGCAAUCCUAUCUGAUGAACCGAGUAACGGCCAUGUCUUGAUGGCCAAGGCGUGUGUUCUACGGCAUAGCAAACACUGGCAGCUGGCUAACGAGUUAUACUCGCGUUCCCUUGAAGCUUCACCUUACUUGACCUCGCAGGAACGGCUCGAGGUGCGAUUACAACAGGCUUGGUGCCUAUAUGAGAUCGGUAACGUAAAUCUUGCCAUUCAGAAUCUGGAACAAAUCGUUGAAGGUUGUGAAGAGCUAGUUGAACAAGAUGCCGAAAAUCAAGAAUGUGUCCAUACUCUUGCUCAAAGUUGGUAUCAAUUAGGAAGGUGUAAAUGGACUCAGAGUCAUCCGGAUCAUCAUAAUGAAGCAGGAUCAGAUCUAACUCACCUUGAAGAAAUCAAACACAGCGCCUAUACUUGUUUUAUCAAAUCUAUCAAAUACGACACCUCGAUUGCUUCUUCCUUCUCCUACCUCGGAUUGUAUUACGAUGAGCAAAAUGACCAUACCAGGUCCUCAAAAUGCUUCCAAAGAGCUUUUGAGCUCGACGCUACACAGGAAAUCGCCGCCUUCAAAUUAGCUUCGGAGUUUGCGGACAACAGACAAUGGGAUCUAGUUGCAGUCGUAACGAAGCGGCUCCUGUUUGGCGGUGUUCCGCAAAAGACUCAGCUGAGCCCUGACGAGGACGAACCGACCAGCUUGACUAGUCUUGCGAGCUAUCAACAGCACGUCUGGGCAUGGAAGGCAGCUGGAGUAGUUCAGCUGAGCGAAGGCAAAUUCACCGCUGCAAUUAAUACUUUCCAACGUGCGAUCCGAUGCUCUCCUAAUGAUCAUCAAAUCUUGUUGAAAUUGGGGCUGGCUUACCAAGGCGCCGGGAAGCACGUCGCCGCCCUCAAAUCGUUUAUUGCCGCUCGUCAGCUAAUCGACACACAAGCUGAAGGGGCUUCGCCACCUAAUUCAGGAGGAUCCUCCGCUUGGUAUGUAAAUUUCUGCAUCGGUGAUUCUCAGAGGCAACUCGGGCUCCUCGAACCUGCGAUCAAGAACUUGGAGAAAAUCGUCGAAAAUCGACCCGAAGAGUUUGGUGUUAAGGUCAUUCUGGCUGAGACCAAAUAUACAAUGGGCUUGAAGAAUUCUGAGAAGGGAGCUUUCGCUGAGGCUGAAUAUGAACUGACUAAAUGCCUAGACAUUGUUCGAGAUGUACUUGAAAAAACUAAAUCUAGAUUGGUUACCAAAGCGUGUUGGAAGAUUACAGGGAACGUAUUUGCCGAGUUUGCCCGGUGGAAUCGCACAAUUCCUAUGACCACUUUCCUUGUUGAUGCAGGGGGAAGCGACUCGAAUGAAAACCUAAGGGCCCAUCUUUCGUAUUUCGUUAAUCUCGCAGCAAAGAUGAACAUCGAUAAUAUCCUGACUAAUGUCAAAUCUGUUAUUUGCCUGGAGACGAGCGCAAUACUGUCGGAGAAUGGCUCCCCCGGAGUAUUUCUCUUGCUAUCCGCUCUCGCUUUUAAAGUCCGCCUGGUCAUCGAACUAUCGGAAAGUCAGAAAGAUAGUGCAGCAGAAGCUUGGUCGGACCUGGCGAUUGCAUUAGGAGGUCUCAGUAGAUGGCUUGAUCCGACUUCAAGCAAGCUCGCGUCAAGCGACCCUUCGGCCUUCUUUAAAACUCAAAUGGGCCCACAAGCCACUUUAUCUGAAGCAGUCCAUUGCAUCAAAGCUGGCCUACAGAUGAACUCCUUCAGUUCCGGAGCUUGGAAUACGCUUGGUGUCUUAACCUUCAGCUUGAACCCAAGGCUCUCUCAGCACGCAUUUAUCAGAUCCGUCGAGCUUCUGCCGAAGAACCAUAUCGCUUGGACGAACCUUGGCUUUUUCUAUGUGACCCAUUCUGACUUGGAGCUAGCGAAUGAAGCUUUUGAAAGAGCUCAAUUAAUCGAACCCGACUGGUCUUUAUCUUGGAUGGGUCAAGCUUUGAUAGCUUCGCUGAAUGGCCAACAACAAAAAGCCGGCGAACUGGUCGAACAUGCUUACAGUUUGUCUCUUGGAAGCAUAACCACAAUCGAAUCUUGUUACGCGACGGUGACUUUGAAGACGUUUACCAAUGAUGCGCAAAAGUCGUCACAGCACACCAGCACCCUAAUUGCUCCGAUCUUAGCUGCGGAAAAGUUAUUGAAGAGAUAUCCCAAGGAUCCAACGUUCUUGAAUCUCCAUGCUCUUAUUUCGGAAUGUUUAGGAAAUUUCGACGAGGCUGCUGGAAGUUUGGAAAGAUCAGCUGAGCUUUUGGAGGCAGUCUACGAAGUUACAGAGUCGAUUGAAGUUGAACAACGGUUUAUGUUAGCAAACUUAAACUUAGGUCGGAUUCGGUUGCGACAAAAAGAUUACGAAGAGGCCAUUGCUGUUCUCGAAACUGUUCUUGGUUUAAGGCCUCCAUUUGAUAAGAAUACCGAACCCAUGGAAAGUGCUUUCAAAUCAACAAUCAUCCGGGCCCAGGCGGCUUGCCAGAUCGCAAUGGCCAGAUAUUUCUUACAAGAUUCUGAGAAAUGUCUGACUCUCCUUGAUGAAGCUCUUCGCGAACUAAAUGAUCUUCGGCAGGACGAAUCAUUAGGGCUUUCUAAAAAACUAGCACCCUACUCAUCUGCUGUAUCAGGACUUAUUGCGAGGGUACUUUGGUCUCAAUCAAAUCAAUCAAAAGCCAAAGAAGUGAUAUCAGACAUGAUUUUGAAAAAUUCAUCCGAAAAAUUCAUCGAUUACGAUUUGAUCAGUUCCUUUCUGGCCAUUACAAUUCUCGAAGGAGGAUCGGACGAAGCACUUCAGGCGGCUCUCAAUAUCAAAGAUGAAUAUACUGACCAAUCAGCGGAACAGAAUCUGGGGAGUGGGGAAGAAGUUUCGAUUGAUCAAGCCCAGAUUCACAAGAAGGAAGAUAUGGAAAUCAUCUCGCGACUUCAAGAAUUGAUUCUCCGAACUGCACCAAACAAAAAAAUCACACGGGAUCCCAAAUCAGAAACCAACACGAUACUCAACUUUUUGGAGUUCACAAUCAAGCUAUUAACCCAGCAACCAAGCCAAAAUGAACAUGCUUUCGUCAAAUCUUUUGAUGCCUGCAAGGAGGUCUUGAGCAGCUGUAUCAGACAAGUCAGGGAAACUGAGAUCGAUAAACAGUUGAUUAAACAACGAGCUAUCAUUUUUAAAUCUUUUGAUGAGGAACAACUGCCCGCUCCUGCAAGUCUUACCGACAGCAAUAAGCAUCAUUCCGACCUUCCGGGCGGCCAGACUGGGGAUUUCAUUGAUGAUAAAGCAAUCUCGUUGUCUGACCAAUUGAAUUUCCUCGUUUGAAUUCUCUCUGACUCGGACUGUUUUCUUUGCUCUUUCAACAUCAAACUGUUUCUCAAUGGCUCAUAAUGUUAAGGAUUCUGUACAUCACAUGACUGUUGUCUACUCGAAGCAAAUGAAAAUACCUAUAUUCUGGCGAUAGAUUCUUAUGACUAAUGAGAAUGUUUUCAUUGUGAAUUUAUACAUACACCGCACAGUUGAUGAGCUGUGAGUCAUAAAGUGAGCUCGUGUUUUUCACGCAGUCAUCUAAGUCUAUCAAAUCUUCUCUGAAGCCAAUUUCCUAUUUCAAUUUUGUAACUUUUGGUGAAAACUGCUGCACUUUUGGAAAGACACUUCAGGAAAUUAUCUUAUUUGCA
This is a messenger RNA of Puccinia graminis f. sp. tritici CRL 75-36-700-3, 5095 nucleotides long. RefSeq lists its product as uncharacterized. The coding region runs from base 30 to 4742 and encodes 1570 amino acids. The record is from RefSeq and is a predicted model, not a curated record. Gene Ontology annotation, cellular component: Ski complex. Gene Ontology annotation, molecular function: protein binding. Lineage: Eukaryota; Fungi; Basidiomycota; Pucciniomycetes; Pucciniales; Pucciniaceae. The transcript is spliced from 6 exons.